This is a messenger RNA of Lathyrus sativus (Indian pea), 321 nucleotides long. Lineage: Eukaryota; Viridiplantae; Streptophyta; Magnoliopsida; Fabales; Fabaceae. The record is from the annotation of a GenBank genome assembly.
AUGCUGUCUAAUCCAAUUUCAAUGGAUUUAGUUGGAUUAACGUGUUUUAAUGCUAAUUUCUCCAAGUCAUAUAAUGAAAAUGAUGAUGAUGGUAGAAUGAAUACUGCCCCAACUUUUGUUGUUCCUGUUGUUUUAGAUGUUUCUGCGUUACGCUAUAGCAAGUUGAUACGAAUAUACUCAACUGUUGUUCUUCUGAAUGCAACUUCUGCACCACUUAAGCUGCGGUUUGAUAUUCCUUCUAAUACUUCACAAUAUUUGAUCCUAUACACCCUGGGCAACAGUUUCCACUUCCACUACAUUUGGCUGAAGCUGGUUGUGUAA